Coregonus clupeaformis (lake whitefish) is the source of this 6477-nucleotide messenger RNA. RefSeq lists its product as uncharacterized. The record is from RefSeq and is a predicted model, not a curated record. The transcript has 5 exons. NCBI's taxonomy places the organism in Eukaryota, Metazoa, Chordata, Actinopteri, Salmoniformes, Salmonidae. Gene Ontology annotation, molecular function: zinc ion binding; nucleic acid binding. Bases 1550 to 3601 code for a protein of 683 amino acids.
AAAGUGAGUGGUUGUAAUCUGAAUAAAGGGAAAAAGGCCAUUCUUGAACAUUGAGUGAGCAUAUUGAAAAUGCCAUGCAAUUUCAAUAAAGACAAACAAAUGUAAGAUAAUCCAAUUUAAGAUAAUUCUGUUAACCAUUGUAACUCUUUCAGCUCAGGAAGCUUUAUCGUCUGGGAUUCAUGCCGGUCCUAAUAGGAAACACAGCAAAGGGAAGCAGCUGGGCAGCUGACGUUAUGGAGCCUUCUAACCCUCAAUCAGACCUCUGUCUCUUCAGGACUACUCUAGCCCAAGGCCGCAGAGGCCUAUCUCAGCCGCCAGAAGCCGGACUCUUCCCAGGGCCAGAUCAGCCACCAGAGGGUCAGAGGAGAACGGGGGGCAGGGGUCAACAUGGAACAUCUUGGGUUGCCUAACAUUGGCAACACUUGCUUCCUUAACGCCACCCUGCAGUGCCUUCUGGUCCUGCCUUACUUCUCAAAGGAAAUCCUACGCCAGGAACAACUCUGGAGCUCCUCCCCCUUCUCCAACCUGCUCAGGUCUCUGUCUGAUGUGCACCGUUCGGGUCUACCUGACUUUAACUGCCAUACAUGUUAUUCAUGUCAUUAUUAAUGUUAUUCAUGUCAUUAUUAAUAGGUUUUACAUAAUAUCAUUAUUAUUUGUACAACUUGUAUUUUGAAUAUUGAUUUUGCUUGUAUUUAUGUGAUAGGAACUAUCUGUACAUUCUAUGUUGUGUUGGGACGCUUUUAGUGGUGACAAGUUCCAGACAUCGCGGUAAAGUAGCGGCGGUAAAGUUUAGUACUCUGAAAGAUAAGUUAAAUUAACGACGUGUUUAUUUACAAGUAUUCUUGUUUCUAAGUGGACCCAUUUCCCUCUCAGUUGUGUGCAGCCAGCGAGUUCGACGGUGGAUUGAUGACGGUGGAGAAUUUAGUAGAAUAAUAAAUCCAUCAGUAACCAGAACAGCGGCGUCGUGUAUUUCCUGGAGGGAGUGAUAGUCGAACUCGAGUCUGCGUGAUCGUUUCCUGACCUGCUCUGCAAGACGGCUCGUCAAGACGGACUCACAGAUAAGCCACUGUUCAGUGUUAAAGGACUCACACAAGUUCAUCCGUUUUUUCUUUCAUGAAGACGUCCGUAAGUCAGACACUUAAGUUGUGUUCUUAAAAGGUGACACAAGGAUUGGAAAAUAUAAAGGACUUCAAAGGGCUGUGUGUAGCCAAGUAACAUAACAGUGUGUAACAAGAUAUUAAGAGACAUUAAUGUAAGUGAUUUAGCGAUAUUGAUAAUUCUUUAUUUCAUUGAAUAUAAGUAAUUGAUUUACUUAAGAAGAGGAUUUAUGUUUGUGCAUUUAAGAAAGCUGUUAUUUUGAGUGAUUCUGCAACAUUUCAAAAUCUUUAUAAUGCCUGCCUUUAUUCUGAAGGGUUAAUUUCAAAGACAAUAACUUAACUUGGCAUAUUCUAUUCUCUUGAGUAUUUCUUUUUGUAAAAUGUUUGUUGUAAACUCUACUGUUUAUUUAAGACAACUGUCUUGUGUACAGGUUACUUUCAAAUAAGUUAAUAUGUCACAUAGAAGUAAAGAGAGUCAGUGUAAAGGAUCACUCGUAGAGCCAGUAGAAGAGACAGAGCAGACAGAUGAGUCUAGCGUUGUACAAGAAGCAGUACAGUCUGAAGAGCCUCGACGAAGUGGAAGAGCCCGUACAUUAACGGAAAAGGGAAAAGAAUUUCAGAAAGAAAAAACAAAAGAACUACUAAUUCGCUUUGACAGCAUUUAUGAACGCUGGAAAGCUUUAACUAAGGUGGCUAAGAAAUCAGUUACAAAACAAGAUCCAAGUAACAUCCUACACGAACACAGCAGCACUAUUCAAAGAGAUUUAUCUGAACUGAAUAAUGUUUAUGAAGAAUAUCGCAGGAUUGACAGGCCAGCUCACGAGAUGCGCCGCAAGCUGGAUAAAUGUAUAUCAGUCACCAAGAUUGUUGUACACAACGCGCAAUCUCAAAUUCAAGGAACAAAGGAGGAACUGAUUUGGCCGGAUGCACGCUCCGUAUUCGCAUCUACGAUUUCCAGUGUGUCAUCUCCAGACUUUAAGUCUUCUAAGGCCACUUCCAUUCGCUCUAAUGUAUCCUCAGUUAAACGACAAGAAGCCGCUGCUGAGUAUGCAGCCACAAAGGCUGUGUUGAAGAUUAUGGCUGAGCAAGAGUGCCACCAAGAGAAACUCCAAAGACUUGAAGUUGAGGACAAGAAGAUCGUUGCAGAGGAAGAAGUAGCUGCAGUAACUCGUCGUCUUCAAGGCGAAAGAGAAGAGACUGAACGUAAGAUAGAAAAGGAGAGACAAGAAGCUUUGCUCUUAAAGAAACAGCAAGAAGAGAAUGCUGCAAGGAAGAGAUCUGUAGAAGACUUAAAAAGAGAGCUUGGACGUUUAGAGGAGAUAAAAAGACUGAACGCGGCCAGAGCAAGGCUUCAAGUCUAUGACGAAAAUGAGUUGUAUCCAGACCAAAGGCUUACUCCACAUAAGUCUGAGCUGCCUACAUUUGAGCAACCAAUUGAUCAGGUGAAUCCUGUGUAUCAGCACCCACAACCACUAAGGGAUGUGGCUCCAAGAAGUGUGCUUCAAAACGACACAAGAGAGCUUGUGAAAGUCCUGGCUGAGGCUAUAUCAGCAAAUAGGCUUCCCAUUCCAGAGCCUACAAUUUUUAGUGGGGAUCCACUCAAGUUUAACCAUUGGAAGUCUUCCUUUCAGACACUGAUUGAGAGAAAAAAUAUUCCAGCUGCAGAGAAAAUCUUCUUCCUUCAGAAAUAUGUGGGAGGAGCAGCUAAAGAAGCAGUAGAAGGUUAUUUUCUGAUCGAUUCAGAAGAUUCAUAUCAUGCAGCAUGGGACCUGCUCAAGGAACGUUAUGGUGAGCCGUUUGUGACUGCCAAGGCCUUCCGAGACAAAUUACAUGCUUGGCCAAAACUAGCUCCUAAGGAGAGUGCAGACUUAAGAAAAUGUGUGGACUUUCUACGUAGUUGUGAAUUCGCUAUUGCUCACAAUGAGAGUCUAAAGGUUCUUAAUGAUGAUAUUGAGAAUCAAAAACUAGCUGCCAAACUACCCGACUGGUUAAGUAGCAGAUGGAACCGAAGGGCCACACAAUACCAACUGGAACACAGAAGGUUCCCAAGCUUUAACUAUUUUGUGACAUUCCUGUCGAUGGAAGCUAGUAUUGCGUGCAACCCUAUAACAUCCUACAACGCAUUACGACAAAGUGAACCUGAUAAAGCAAAGAUCAAGAACCAAACUGUAGGUGCCAAGAUCUUCACAACUAACAUCAGUGAGAGAAACAUAGUCACAUGUGUGUUAUGUAAGAAAUUAGGACACAGUUUACACAAGUGCUUCAAAUUCAUUGAAAGGACAGUCGCCGAACGAGUCAAGUUCAUUCAGAAUGAAAGACUGUGCUUCGGAUGUUUAAGUCCUGGCCAUCAAUCCAAGAGCUGCAGUAGCCGGAUGGUCUGUGACACCUGCUCAAAACGUCAUCCCACAUGCCUACACGAAGAUCGCUCAAAACAAGAACCAAAAGGGAAAACAUCUAAAGACAUAAGUUAUGGCAAGGAAAGAAAGCUACUGUCAACACAAUAGGUUAUCAAGGAAACCACAUCCAACAGAGUUGUGCAAGAUGGCAAUACUACACAGACUUCAGCGAUAGUACCUGUCUAUGUGUCAACGCAAAGUGAUUCAAGUAAGGAAGUUCUUGUCUAUGCUCUGCUAGAUUCACAAAGUGAUUCUUCCUUCAUUCUUGAGGAAGUAGCAAACAUUCUAGAUACGAACACGGAACAAGUGAAGCUGAAACUAUCUACAAUGUCGUCAAAAAGGACAAUUGUACCCUGUAAAAAACUCAAAUACCUACAAAUAAGAGGUCUAUUCUCCUCUAAGAAGAUCACAGUGCCAACAACGUACACUCGUGAAUUUAUCCCUACCAAUCGGACACACAUUCCAACUUCAGAGACCGCUAAAGCAUGGCCUCAUUUGGAGCAUCUUGCAGAACACAUUGCACCGCCAAAGGAAUGUGAAAUUGGUCUGCUAAUCGGAUUCAAUUGCCCACAAGCGCUAAUGCCCAGAGAAGUCUUAUGUGGAGAAGAAAACGAACCCUUUGCUCAGAGAACUGAUCUAGGUUGGAGCAUAGUGAGUUAUGGUGACCCACAAGAGCACUACAGUGAUGCAAUUGGAGUAAGUCACCGCAUCAUUGUAAGGAAAGUGACACCUGAACCCAAACCAACAAUCAAGCUCAAAAGGUGAAGUUCACUAUGUUUGCAAUACUCAGAUCAAGGAAAUGAUCAGUCCAAAUGAUGUAAUUAAGGUACUAGAAUCUGAUUUCAGUGAAAGAGUUGAAGAAGAUGCAACCGUCUCUCAGGAAGAUCUCCACUUCUUGACUAAGCUGAGAGAUGAAAUCAAACACAAACAAGAUGGACAUUAUGAAAUGCCCUUACCUUUCAAACAAGACAGACCAAAUCUACCCAAUAAUAAGUCAUGUUCUGUUCAGCGUCUAAGAGGCUUGGAACGAAGGCUCAAGAGAGACCAGAAAUACUGCUCAGACUAUAUGAACUCCAUGAAAGAUAUCAUUGCUCGUGGUGAUGCUGAGAAGGUUCCUGAAAAGGAACUCAACAAUCAUCCAGCCUGGUAUAUUCCCCACCACGGGGUAUACCACCCUCAAAAGCCUGGGAAGAUACGCGUCGUCUUCGAUUGCUCAGCAAGAUUCCAAGACACGUCAUUGAAUGACCACCUUCUUACUGGGCCAGAGCUCACAAAUACCUUGGUGGGAGUUCUCUGCAAGUUUCGCAAGGGCCCAAUUGCUAUUAUGUGUGAUGUGGAGCGAAUGUUCCAUCAGUUCCAUGUAAGACCGGAAGACCAAGACUACCUGAGGUUCUUAUGGUGGGAGAAUGGUGACCUGAUGUCUCCGCCAUCAACUUUCCGGAUGAAAGUCCAUCUGUUUGGGACAGCCUCCUCACCCGGCUGUGCCAAUUUUGGUCUCAAACAUCUAGCCGCUAAAGGUAGGGAUCAAUUUAACCAAAACGCUGUUAAAUUCAUCCAAAGGAAUUUUUAUGUUGACGAUGGACUGGUGAGUGUAACGUCUGAUGCUGAGGCAAUUCAACUCAUCAAGGAAGCAAGAGGUCUUUGCAGCACAGGCAAGCUAAGACUACAUAAGUUCGUCUCCAACAGCAAGCAUGUAUUGAAAUCAAUACCAAAGGAAGAGUGCGCUGAAAGUGUCAAAAACCUUGAUAUGGCUUUGGGAGAGCCACUCAUGGAAAGAGCUCUCGGAGUGCAAUGGUGCGUGUCCUCUGAUGACUUUCAGCUCAGAGUUACAGUCAAGGAACACCCGUUGACCAGAAGAGGAGUGCUAUCAACAGUAGCUUCCAUCUACGACCCAUUGGGGUUCGUAGCCCCAGUCAUUCUCCUAGGAAAGCAGAUAUUGCAACAACUGUGUCGAGACAAGGCCGGUUGGGAUGAACCACUCUCAGAGGAGCUCAAGACACAGUGGGAAUCUUGGCUACAAGAUCUACAAAACUUGUCUAAUGUAAGGAUCAGAAGGUGCUAUAUUCCAGCAAACUUCAUAGAUGUCAAACAGUACGAGCUUCACCACUUCUCAGAUGCCAGCGUCACAGGCUAUUGGGAGUGUACUUAUCUCAGAACAAUCAACACCAAUGGGGAUGUCCAUUGUUCGUUAGUCAUGGGGAAAGCACGUGUUGCCCCCACCAAAGUGACCACAAUACCACGCCUUGAGUUAUCUGCAGCAGUGGUAGCAGCAAGGACAAGUGUUGUGCUCAGAAAGGAGCUUGAAAUAGAUGGUCUUCAAGAACAUUUUUGGACAGACUCAAAGGUUGUCCUUGGAUAUAUAAACAAUGAUGCAAGACGAUUCCACGUCUUUGUGGCUAACAGAAUCCAAAGAAUCAAGUCCACUACAGAUUCAAAGCAAUGGAGAUUAGCAAGAGUAGCACAGGUGUACCCUAGCACUGAUGGAAGAGUCAGAAAGGUAAAACUGUAAUUAGUGACUCAACCUUAGAUAACCAGGGAAAACGCACUACAAAGCCAGUCUAUCUUGACAGGCCUGUAUACAAGACAGUUUUACUGCUUGAAGCAGAAUGAAUGUUAUGGUUAUUUUGUGAGGUGAAAUCCCAAAGGAUGUGAUUUGGUGGGAGUUUAACUGCCAUAAAUGUUAUUCAUGUCAUUAUUAAUGUUAUUCAUGUCAUUAUUAAUAGGUUUUACAUAAUAUCAUUAUUAUUUGUACAACUUGUAUUUUGAAUAUUGAUUUUGCUUGUAUUUAUGUGAUAGGAACUAUCUGUACAUUCUAUGUUGUGUUGGGACGCUUUUAGUGGUGACAAGUUCCAGACAUCGCGGUAAAGUAGCGGCGGUAAAGUUUAGUACUCUGAAAGAUAAGUUAAAUUAACGACGUGUUUAUUUACAAGUAUUCUUGUUUCUAAGUGGACCCAUUUCCCUCUCAGUUGUGUGCAGCCAGCGAG